AUGAGAGUUGGAGGGACCUAUCUUGCCAUUAUGCCGACACCCACUCCCUUUCAUCCUCCAGCCGACAUCUCCUUCACCCUCGUCUCGUUGCCAUGCGUCUUCCUCCUCGCCACCGCUGAAGCCAGUCGCCGGACUCCAUCUCUUCUACAUCGGAAAGUGAGUAUGGUGGUUGGAUGGUCUAUUGCUGUUACGAACCACCAGACCUCAACCGUCGUUUCUAUUGUUGCUGGAGGCGGAGGACGACGAUGGAGCAUCGUUCAGUCGGAAGCAGCGGGAGAUAAGUCGUAG
Molecule: messenger RNA, 288 nt
Organism: Lactuca saligna
Lineage: Eukaryota; Viridiplantae; Streptophyta; Magnoliopsida; Asterales; Asteraceae
Source: the annotation of a GenBank genome assembly